Molecule: messenger RNA, 2133 nt
Organism: Daucus carota subsp. sativus
Lineage: Eukaryota; Viridiplantae; Streptophyta; Magnoliopsida; Apiales; Apiaceae
Exons: 9
Coding region: 146-2020 (624 amino acids)
Biological process (GO): transcription by RNA polymerase I
Cellular component (GO): RNA polymerase I transcription regulator complex
Molecular function (GO): protein binding
Source: RefSeq, a predicted model, not a curated record
AAAAAAAUUGCCGUUAUCGGGCCAAGGCCUGUGAACCCCUGGUUAAACCCUAGAAUCCCUCCCUGUUAAAAUCAAACGCUCUAAUUGUUGUCUUCUUGUAUACACACAAACAUUCGCUAAGCUUUCUCCACCUCUCUACAAACCAAUGGAAGAAGACGAGUGUUUGGCACUAGAGGCCGCAGAGGCCGAGCCCCUGCGAUCCAAGAAGCCCAAUUCAAAAACUCCCUCAAAGUCGAGAAAAAACAAGGACACUGAUCCCAAGAAGCGGGACCUAAAGUCGAUCGAACUAUCUCUAACCAAGCCUUCCUAUAAUUUACAGCGCGGAAGGGCGACUCUGACCACUGAUUUGAAGAGCCUGCGGUGGCUUCAUCGGAACCGGCUUAGUGGCUUUUUGCGCAAGCUUGUGCGGAGGCAUAAUUGGGAUGAAGUUAGCGGCGUUUUGAGCGUGCUUAUGAAGGCUACUUGUAAGGAUAGGUCUCCGGAGCAUAAUCGGACUAAGUAUUUGGCUGCUUUGGAGCUUUUGAAGCACACUGAUUCUGAAAUUAGUGGUAAAAAUAAUUUCCAGAAUGUAUUUGAAACUUGGAUGAGAAAGCUUGGAACAGCAAGAGGUUGGCAAACAAAGGAUAGGUUUCUGGUUCAGUUGGAGUUCAUCCUGUUUUGUCUAACACAAGGGAAGACCGAAGAUGCAAAUCAGGCUGUUAUAUGGUUGAUGCAAGAGCGUGAAUUCACGGAAAACCCCAUUUCGAAUUUGGUUGUAGGAUUGGCAUUUUGUCAGGAUUGGUAUGAUACGUUAUGCAUAGAGUUUCCAACUCUAGACAUAAGGGGAUCUGAUGCACCCAGUCAAUCAGAGAUGUCAGAACCUGCAGUGGAAAUGUCAUUUGAUAAUCGUGGAAGUCACAUUGCAGAUGAGUUUCAAGAAGAUAAUUACACAGUUAAGUGCAAUUCUGAUACCUCUGUUAGGAAUGACAAAGAAAUGGAAUGUGAAGAGGAUCAAAAAGUAUCCGUUAAUGUGGACAUGCAUACAGAAACUCCUCAUAGUUUUCAUAAGCCACAAAGUUUUUAUGUGCAUUCAAGUGAAAGUAAUGAACAGGAGGAGGUUUCCUUUUCCGGUCAUGCAUCUAUCUUUUAUGCCCAAGGUCUAGAACCGUGGUUGCUCGCUUCACGGGUGCUUUACUCGGUUAAGAGUUUAGAUGAAUUCCUCUAUUUGCAAAAGAAGGUACACAAUGAGUCAUACAAGGGUGCAUUGAAGUAUUUACGUGCUGCACUUCAUUCAGUCCCUUCAACGCCAGAGGCCUUGUUUCCUUUAGUACAGAUGCUGCUUCUUGGAGAUCAAGUCAAGGAAGCUAUAGAUGAAGUUGAAAAGUUUAGUUCAGACACAUCACUGUAUGCAAGAUUAAAAGCUAGUCUUUUGGAGCAUUUUGAUAGCAACAACCACAUUUAUCUUUCAACAUGCUUCGAAGAUGCUUUACAAAAAGAUCCAACAUGUACACACUCCUUGACAAGACUUCUAUGCUUGCAUCAACAGGGGGAUUAUAGUGGUGAAAAACUGUUGGAGAUGAUAGCCUUGCACUUAGAUGCUACAUAUGCUGAAUGUAAAAUCUGGAAAGAGUUUGCUUCUUGCUUUUUGAAGCUGUCUCUGAGUGAAGAAGACAGAAUAUCAACGUGUCUCACUGGUGAUGAAAAAAACUUGCAAGGGCAAUUUAAUAGUUUCAAUAGGAAGCCAGUUAUAGUCGCUGACAGCGUUAUGGGCAGGGAGUGGAAAUUACGUUGCAGAUGGUGGAUGACCCGUCACUUCAGCAAAAGUAUCCUUGUUUCAGAAUUUGAAGCAGGUGAUGUGCAGCUUCUCACUUACAAAGCAGCCUCAGCUUGUCAUCUUUACGGACAGGAUUUUGAGUAUGUUAGGAAGGUGUCAGAGUGGUUAGUGAAAGAUGGAAAUAACAGUGACAUGUUCUCAUUUUUGCAGAUGCACAUGCAAUAUUCUGUUGGAUUCUAUCAUAGAUCCAAAAGGAAUGUUUAUUAAUUAUUCUAUUUUUAAUAACCCUCAGCUUGUCAUCUGUAUGAACAAGAUUUUGAGUAUGUUAAGGUGUCAGAAUGGUUGGAGAAAGAUAGAAAUAGUAGUGAUAUGUUCUCAUU